Molecule: messenger RNA, 1560 nt
Organism: Saccharomycopsis crataegensis
Lineage: Eukaryota; Fungi; Ascomycota; Saccharomycetes; Ascoideales; Saccharomycopsidaceae
Product: Std1 protein
Exons: 1
Coding region: 1-1560 (519 amino acids)
Source: RefSeq, a predicted model, not a curated record
AUGUCAUACUUGAAUCCGUACUAUUCGAGUAAGCCUCGAAAUAUAAACGUGCCAAAAAGUUUCACAAACAACGCUCGGACCCAGAUCCAUCAGCAAUUAAAAUUAAAGCACGGCCCGUCACCUUUAGCCAUCUCCUCAACCAUUAGCAACAGUAAUAGUGGGUCAUCAAGCACAAUAAACUUAUCUUCCAGUACGAAUAACAAUAAUUCAGUGAACGAUGGCACCUUCAAUAAUAAUAGUGAUGAAAAUUUAUUUAGAGUCUCGUCAAAUUCAAGUUUAUCAUCUACUUCAUCUAAAAAAAUGAAAAUAUUAGGAGCUUUCAAAUUAAAAUCUAAAGUAUCAAAUGAUAAUAGCUCAGGCGAUUCUGUAUCGUCGACACCAUCGAUAUUCAAUAAACUAAAACGACCAAACAAGCAUGAGCAAAACAAUAAUGUCAAGCAAGCAGUAAAAACAACGCCAGCUUAUGAUAAUGAUGAAGAUGUUGAAAUGGCCGAUAUUAGCUCAGAUACCCAAUCAAUACAAUCAACAACAUCCUCAGCAGCAGAAGGGUCAUUAAUGACUAACCAGUCCUCGCUAUUCUCAAUAAUGUCAAAUCAGACUUCAACGAUAACCAACCCAUCUCUAUCAACAAUUAAUUUAUCUAUCUCUACUCCAAUAAUAACCUUGGCUGAAGCAUUGCCAACCUCUUUCAAAGACAUGUACCCUUCGCAAUAUUUUGAGCAGUCUUCGCUGGCUAGCCAUGAUGGUAGACCAUUGUUUACUAAACGUCCUUUGAUAGAUUGGCAAUUGAAUGACUUGCGUUCUUUGUUGAUUGUUUGCGAUUUGAAAAUGGAAUGGAACCAUCAAGUGCCAAUCAUUUAUUCUCCUCCAGGAUUUAGAAUUCAAUACCUUCCUUUGGAUGCCUUGGAUGACCAAAUUGUAGAUGUGUUGGUGAAAAGUGACAUGUAUAUGGAAAGAAUCAAGGACCAUGAGUUUCGGUACCAGAUUGCCAAAAGAACCGUCGAGGCCUCGAGAGAUCGUCACAAUUUAGCUGUCAUGGAAUCAUUAUCAUCCAACAAACUUACUAUCAAAGAUCAUUUUUUACACAAGUAUGAAUGGCGGAAUUUGAUUGAGAACUUCUUGUUGAAUUUGGCGAUCGAGGCUCAAUGUCGUCAUGAUUUGAAGAAAAUCGUUCUGAGUUUAAAGAAACAGCGCAAGGCAAUGAUCCAACGCGGCGAAACACCAAAGAAAUUUGUUCCGCCACCGCCUUAUUCCUCCUCCUCCUCCUCCUCUUCUGCCUCCAAAAAACCUACGGAAUCGUUAUUGAAAAAGGCAAUUUUGAAUGACUAUACCAUCUAUUCUAAGUCACAAGGUCAAGCGCCAACCCUCCCAACAUCUUCCUUCUCUGGUAGAUCAUCAUCAAAUAAGAUUUCUCCUUCUGCUGACACUGGCUCUGAUAAUGGUAGCACUGGUAGCAAUGGUUACACGUACGUUACCAAAGAUGAAAUCAAUUUAAUUUGGGGUCAAGUACAAGAAAAUGUGUAUGGAAGAUUGGGUUUGAAUUGGAAACCUGAUGUAUGA